AUGAACCCCGCAAAUUUCCCCAAUGCCAAUGGGGUCAUGAAUGCUGGAGCGAAGCCACCGGGUCAAAUGCAGGGUGUUCCUAAGAACGACAUCCAGUACGUUUUGGCCAGUGUCGCCAGUGCUUUACAAAACCAGGGCCCGUUUACCGGCUGGAGAGCUGAGGUCUCUGUCAGAGACCGGACAUUCAAAGUACAUCAGAUGAUAACCUCCCUUCGUUUAAUACAGCCACAAAUAGAGCUGCGAAAUGCCGCCACGGCGGCUAUGAAUUUCGAGCAAAAGGCGUUCAAAGAAGCCGCCACCAAGGCCGAUUACGACAGAGAGUUCAACGACAAACUCGUCCACAUCCGCGACACACGUGCCAGACAAGCGGCGGCGAUGCAGGGAGGCAUCAUGCAACCAGGACCGGCAGCGACCGGCAUGGCCGGCGUUGGUCAGUCGCCAUUUCCACAACAAAUGUCCCGACCGAUGCAGGCGUCGCCAAUGCCUGGCCAGCAGCAAAUGCAGAUGGGCAUGAAUGAUCCAAACCAACAAGCCACCCUGCAGCAGCGCCAGCAGCAGCAAUCACAAGCGAUGCUUCAACAGCAGCAACAGCAGCAACGGCCACAGCAACGGCCUGGAGGCGCCACUGCGCUGAAUGACGAACUCAACUCUUUAUCACCCCAGGAAUUUAGCAAUGUCUGCCGUGUAGCAUCUCAAAUUUAUCAGAAGACGUCACCCGACGACUUGAACAAGAUAAAAGUAAAUUUGCAGAACAUGAGCCCGGAACAGAAGAUUUAUCUCUCCAAGAAAGGCAUGGACCCCCUGACCUACUUUUUCCGCUGUCAAGCGAUGAGCCACCUCCGUCGAGUUAAACGUUCCCGCAUGGAGAUGGCUCGCAACAACCAGAACAAUGCAGUUGACUCUGCCAACGGCUUGAUGGGAGAUCCUAUGAUGAACCCUCAACAACACCAAAUGUUUCAAAACAUGGUGAAUAUGCAGCAACAAAGAAAUCCUUCGUUCUCAAUGGGUAAUCAACAGACCCUCGACUCCUCAUCAUUUAUCGGAAACGUCGAAAACAUUCAAGGGCAACAGGCUGACGGAUUACGCUCUCAAGAAGCUGGCCAACUUGUGGUUCCCGCUAGCUCGUCCCAGAUGAAUCAACACCCGUUCCCCGCGUCCCAAAACAUGUUUCCAGUUGGCCAGCAAAUGGGCCAAGGAAGUCAAGUCAACAUGAAUAACGCUGGAAUAAGCCCUCCGUUCUUGACUCAGCAGCAGCCCCCGAAUGCUCAAGCUGGCCCGCAGGAUCGGACCCAACAAGCCUCCCAGUUUCAGUCCCAACCACAGCAAACGCAGGCCCAACGUGUACAGGCGGCCCAGAAAGCGCAGCUAGCGAUGACACAAACCGCGCAAUCAAAUUCUCACAUGCAGCAACCGAUCUCCCAAAGCCCAGCCAUGCCAAUGUUGAACCGCCCGAUGGCAGCCCCAGGACAAAUGUCUCCCGCCCAGGCCACCGCUCAAGCACAACCGCCCUCAAGACAAGCGAGCAUGGGACAGCAUCCGAACAAUGUUCAGCCCAUGGGUGCACGACAAGGGAUGCAAAAUCGGCCCACUAUUCCUGCAAAUUUUCCGCCCCAGCUCCAGGAACAGCUUUCCGCGAUGUCUAACGAGCAGUUGGCUGCUUUCUUAAUGAACAACCAACGCCGAAUGAUGGCAAACAACCCAGCUUUAGCUAGAGCGAACGCCGCCCAACAAAACCUAGCAAUGCAGCAGAAUAUCCCACAAUCUAACCAAGGCCAAAGUAUGAUAAAUGGCCAAAUGGUUAAUCCCCAGAAUAUGCGCACCUCAAUGGGAUUGCAACAGCAGAUCGCCUCGAUGGGUGGCUCCCAGCAGCCAAAUCAGGUGCAGCAGAUGUCCAUGCAGCAACGUCAACAGCACCAACAGCAUCAGCAUCAGCAACAAAUAUAUCGGCUUCAACUUCUUCGAGCGCAAGGGGGAUCAAAUAUGGAUAUGACUCAGGAUCAAGUGAAGGAGAUGGAUCGUCUUCCCUAUCCAGCCGCGAUCUUUCACAACAAUCCGAAUACGGGAUCAAUACCGAAAACCAUCAAAAGUUGGGGCCAGUUGAAGCAAUUUGCAGCAACCAACCCACAACUCCUCGGUGGGAUUGAUAUGGGGAGAUUGCUGACAUUCCAGAAAUUCCAUCUAGCUCAACUUCUGAAGGAAACUAGCAAUCGAAACCUUGAACAAAACGGCCAGACACCUUGGGUGCCUCCAAAUGUACAAGGUCCGCAACAGCCGUUUAUAAAUCCUCAGCAAUUCCAACCGGGUCAGCAACCACCACAGUUCUCUAUGCCACACAUGCGACAAAUAACCGCAGAGGAACUUCAAUUAGCUCGUCGCCGCCUUGGCUCUCAGGUACAACAUCUUAGCGACGACCAAUUGCGCGACAUACUUCGAACGAGGCAGGUGCAGACGGCCCAAAAACAGGCAGCUCAGGCUCUUGCAAACCAGCAAAGCCAACAGGCACAGGCGCAACUACCACCGCAGGCUUCUAUUCCACCUACUGCAUCCCAUGUGAACCCGGAAAACCAAGCUCAGAACCAGGCAUCCCAACAGACGGCUCAGAGUCAAGCGGCCAAAGCCCAGGCUGCGACGCCCGCCAAGGCCGCGAAGGGGGCAGGCCCGAAACAAACACCACCGACGGCGAAGAGAAAGGUACCGAGUGACGAGACGUCGGCUGCUCAGACCUCCCCUGUGCAGGGCUCAACUCAGCCUGCGACGUCUCAAGGGCUGCCGGCAACAGCGCCGACCCGGCCGCCCAUGCCAUUUAGUCGGGAGCAAUUGGCUGCAAUGACACCUCAACAACGUGCACAAAUAGAGCUACAUAUCCGUCGACAGCAGCAGGGUCAGACACGUGGUACAAUCAACAGAGCUGCCGCGGAGGAUGCGUGGAAUAACCUACCGGACAAGCUUCGGCACCUAUACAAUGAUAUUGCCAAAAAUGCUCCACCUGAACAGGCCAUUGCUGUUACCCCGGAACAAAGGGCUACAAUGAAUCAACAGUUGCGUGAUUGUACAGAUUAUUUAGGUAGGAUGGAUGCGCUGGUUCAGUUUAUUUCCAAAGUCCCCAACCAGGAGAAAAACGUUCAAAGUUUACUUGGAAUGCGUAUUCAAUUGAUGCGUCAAUUCAAACCUGGCCCUGAUUGGACAUUGAAUGACCAAUUCACGAUAACUCCGGAAUAUCUGACAGGCACUACAAAUUACAUUAAGAAAUUGUUCCAUCACAUGAUUGCGCGCGUCAACCAGCAGCAAACCGGUCAGCGUCCCGGGGUGCCUCAGGGCUCUAUUGUGCAACAGGCGAACCAGAACAUGGCCCCACUUAACGCCAGCAACCUUCAGCAACUUCAGCAGCAAGAGGAAGCUCUUCAGCGGGCUCGCAGAGCAUCCAGCCAGACCGCUGCGUCAGGAGCCUCUGCUAUUCCGCCGGCGCCAUUUGGCGCUCCGUCGCCACAGGGUGUUCCGCAUGCUUAUGGUCCGGGAGGUGCACCACCCCAGGAGCUGAAACUUCCUCCCCCAAAGAGAAGAAAGCAGUCUCAUCCAAGUGGCACCCCUGUUUCCGGUCACCCAGGCCCCAAGGCGCAAGCGACAAAACAAGCGGCAGCAGAAUCCAAGCCUACUAUUGGUGCUUUCAAGUGCUCGGUUCCAGAUUGUCAAUAUCACUAUCAAGGCUUCACUACCCAGAAUGAUCUUGAUAAGCAUGUUGAGGAUAGCCACAAGGCCGAGGAACCUGUUGAAAACCCCCUUGAAUUUUAUUUGCAAAGCUUGCCCACCAUGACCAAGGAUGGACAGAAAGCGGAGUCACAGGGCCUCGCCAAGGGUAUUGGCUUUGCCAUUGAAAUGCCUUCUCACAGGAAUGCUGCUACCACGGUGCCAGCGAAGCAAGAGGUGAAGACCGAGGCAGCGACACCAGUUCCUGGAACAACUCCAAUGGGACGCGUUUCAAGCCAGUUGGCCGCGAAGCCCGCAUCGCCAGCGUCCAGCCAGCAGCCCACUCCGAGUCGGUCAAUUGUUAAAGCUCCCGGCUCGUCAUCUCUGAAGCCGACGUUAGGUCGCGAUGGCAAGAAAGAGUCGGGGAUCCCAGCAGAGCAGGAACCCGCGUCGAUAUCUAAAGACCCGUGGGAGAACAGUACGAUUUCUCUCGAGGCUAUUCGUGAUGGGUUCAUGGACCUGGGUGACAAUCUUGACCUAAGUUUGGAUCCGAUGGAAGAGUUCCUCAACGCCGAGAUGUUCGGAAAUCAAGACACUCCAGACUCGGUGGAGACCGGUGUUGUUACCCAGACCCCCAAAGACGGCGACGUGCCCAAGAACGAAGAUGUGGUUGGCAAAGAAUCAAACUCGGACGGUAGCUGGAUCCCAAUGGAUUGGUAUUGUUUACCAACUCAAUUCGACAAUGUGCUAAUUAACGACUCAUGCGAAGAAAUUGACUGGGAGAUGGUUGACUUCAAGGAGGGGACAAUGGGUGGGGAUGACAACGGGGUCGCUAUUUAUGCCAUGUAA
Aspergillus puulaauensis is the source of this 4533-nucleotide messenger RNA. RefSeq lists its product as uncharacterized. Gene Ontology annotation, molecular function: transcription coregulator activity. The transcript has 4 exons. NCBI's taxonomy places the organism in Eukaryota, Fungi, Ascomycota, Eurotiomycetes, Eurotiales, Aspergillaceae. Gene Ontology annotation, cellular component: mediator complex. The coding region runs from base 1 to 4533 and encodes 1510 amino acids. The record is from RefSeq and is a predicted model, not a curated record. Gene Ontology annotation, biological process: regulation of transcription by RNA polymerase II.